Molecule: messenger RNA, 474 nt
Organism: Lachancea dasiensis
Lineage: Eukaryota; Fungi; Ascomycota; Saccharomycetes; Saccharomycetales; Saccharomycetaceae
Source: the annotation of a GenBank genome assembly
AUGAGUUCGGCGCCAAUGAAGCAGUACUUUGACCUGCUACCGAAUCAGCUCAGAAAGUUCUUCAUAAGAUACCCUCCGGGUCUCAAGUACAGCAAUAAACCAAGUUCAACGAAUGCGCCGGAUGCAAACCCGUUUCUGCCUAACAAGCAUCCUGUUACAGGAAAAUAUCACAACCCGAAAUACUCGCUGAGAAGGAUGAGCGAGCUGUAUAAAAGUGCCUAUGAAUACGGGCUCCACGAACUUUUACCUCCAAGCAACAAAUUGUUCUACGAGCAGAAGUACGAACAGAAAAAGUUCAUGAAGGGCGUUUUGUUACCAAAGGGCCACAAGCAUGAGUUAGCACAAUCAGCAAAGCUGCGUACGAUGAAGGAGGCAAUCAAGAAUGCUGACGACUAUAUUUUGGAGGUCAAGGGUCGCAAGUACGCUAAUAAAUUGGAAAAACGGAAACAGGGAAGGACCCCCAGCUGGUUUUAA